AUGAAGAUUGUUUCCACGCUUGCUGCUGCCUCAAUUGCACUUGGAGUUGUCGCUGCCGACACUGCCGUCGAAUGUCAGUUUAUCGUCGGUCAAGGAGAGGCCCCUGCUGUAACGAAGGCGUACACAACCGGCGUUCGCCUCACACCUGAUGGCACCAAUUUCUGCGGUGGUGUCCUCAUCACGCCCACCCACGUGCUUACCACUGCACACUGCACCAGUCUGCAGGAGGCCAGGUUCGUGUCAGUGGGUUCGCACUUCAACAGCGGCACGGAGGAUGGCGAGCAGAUCGAGGUUGAUCAUGCUGAGAACCACACGAACUACAACUUCAGUACCGGCUCGUACGACUUUGCUUUGCUGACGCUCGUGAAGCCCAGUGGCAUCACCCCACUCAUUCUUCCUAAGGCGGACGACUCUGACAUUACUCCGAACAUGCAGGCUAAUGCCAUGAGCUGGAAUGACAAAACCCACCAGUUCCAGAAUAUCGUCAUGGAGUUGAUGGGCAACGAGGAAUGCGAGGCGUCUUUCAGUGUGGACAACUCGUCCGUGUGUGCUGCUAGCAAGGACUCGUGCAUUGGCGGUAUGGGCAGCCCAUUGGUAAAAGAUAAUGGCCAGGGAGACGUGGAUGACGUCCUCAUUGGUUUGGUGAAUCGGGAGUCCAACUGCGAUGCCACUGGAACUCCUAACGUGUUUUCGCGUGUGUCGACUGCUAUUGAAUGGAUUAAGUCCGUCACUGGAGUUCAUUAA
Molecule: messenger RNA, 744 nt
Organism: Phytophthora nicotianae INRA-310
Lineage: Eukaryota; Oomycota; Peronosporomycetes; Peronosporales; Peronosporaceae
Exons: 1
Coding region: 1-744 (247 amino acids)
Biological process (GO): proteolysis
Molecular function (GO): serine-type endopeptidase activity
Source: RefSeq, a predicted model, not a curated record